AGACUGGAGACUGUAAUAUCUCGUUAAUGCAUCUAUGAAAAGAUUUCCUUUCUAAUGUCUCCAUUAGGGAAAUCUCUUAAGAUAUAUACUGCGGGAGGACUUGCAUUUAUAGGGUGCACAUUUCGGCUCAAAAACUGUCACUCUAUAUCCUUAUUCAUUGCCCAUCCAUUUAUUAUCCGAUGGCCGACACUUCGAAAGCUCCCCUGCCAAGAUCGACCCGAGGAAGGCAGAAGAUCGAGAUCAAGAAGCGGGAGAAGGUGGAAAUCCGCCGAGUCACGUUCACAAAGCGGCGGAAGGGCCUCUUCGAGAAGGCUGCCGAGAUGUCCAUCCUGUGCGGGUCGAAGGUUGCGAUCCUGACCUUCUCCGAGGGGAGGAAGGCCUUCUGCUUCGGGAACCCUGACCCUGAUGCGGUGCUGGAGGGCUACUUGAACGGGAGGAGCCUGGGCGAGAUUGAACCCUCUGGCGCAUACAUCCAGGCCCUGAAUGAGUCCAAGCAGCUCUACCUCGAAGCCUCGAUGAGGCUGGAGAGGGAGAGGACCAAGGCGAAGUGCGCUGUUCAGCCAGGGCCUCCAGGGUUCUGGUGGGCCAGCCCGAUGGAUGGCCUUUGCCCAGAAGAGCUCGAGUACUACCACAACGCUCUGGAGAGGAUGAUGAAGACCGUCACGGCGAAGAUUGAAGAAGGAUCAAACAUGGAACCGGGACCGGCAUCGGGCUUGAGCUCUUUGGACCCGCAGGGGAACAAUUUACUUGUGUAGACUAUAGAAACGUGUCCUCUGAAAAUCUUUUCUUCAAGGGGAAAGCUCUUGAUUAGGCAGUAGGCUGUCUUGAAUUAUAUAUCUUUAACUAUUUCUUUCUUAAUUGAUAUGAGUAGUUAUCAUGAAA
Punica granatum (pomegranate) is the source of this 882-nucleotide messenger RNA. Lineage: Eukaryota; Viridiplantae; Streptophyta; Magnoliopsida; Myrtales; Lythraceae. The record is from RefSeq and is a predicted model, not a curated record.